GGGACGAUAAAGUUCAUUUUCAUAGUCCUUUGACUAUAGAAAUUAGAAACAAACAACAACUACUUCACUCUCUCUCUCUCACCAUGUUAAAUAAAUAAUAAAUCUUUUUUAUUUCUUUUCUUGAAACCAGAAGAGAAGAGGGGUCUUUUCUGUCUCAGCUUAAAUUCUUGGGCCUUUGGCUUAUAUUGUAUACUAUCUCUUCUGUUCUCCCUCCACCUUACAUAGUUUUCUUCUUACACCACGUCCACAACACCCUCUUUUUCUUUUUCUCUUCCUUCUUUUCCCAAACUUUUUCUUUCUUUUAUGCCCAACUUUAAAGAUUCAAACAUAUACGUUGAUAUAUAGAAGUGUACUUAAAUAAAGAGUUACUGUUUAAGCAAGUUGUGUGAGUAGAGAUGAUGAGUGCUUCGAAGUUUAUUAAAUGUGUGACCGUUGGAGAUGGAGCUGUUGGCAAGACCUGUAUGCUCAUUUGUUACACAAGCAACAAGUUCCCCACUGAUUAUAUACCGACCGUGUUCGACAAUUUUAGUGCCAAUGUAUCUGUGGAUGGGAGCAUUGUCAACUUGGGAUUAUGGGACACUGCAGGUCAAGAAGACUAUAGCAGGUUGAGACCACUGAGUUACAGAGGUGCAGAUGUUUUUGUACUGGCUUUCUCUUUGAUUAGCAGAGCAAGCUAUGAGAAUGUACUUAAAAAGUGGAUGCCUGAACUUCGUCGAUUUGCACCUAAUGUUCCAAUUGUUCUUGUUGGAACAAAACUAGAUCUUCGUGAUGACAGGGGUUAUCUUGCUGAUCAUAUGGGAGCCAACGCCAUAACAUCUGCUCAGGGGGAGGAGCUAAGGAAGCAAAUUGGUGCUGCAGCUUAUAUUGAGUGCAGUUCUAAGACUCAACAGAAUGUCAAAGCUGUUUUUGAUACUGCCAUUAAGGUUGUUCUUCAACCUCAAAGAAGGAAGGAGAUGGUUCGGAAGAAAAGGCAUCGACGGUCUGGUUGCUCGAUUGCGACCCUAGUAUGUGGAGGCUGUGAGGCUUAGCACAGAUUAAAAAGCCAGAGUAGAUGAUUCUUCACUCACUUUUGGAAUGGAAUAUUGGUUUGUAGUUUUUAAGGGGUUGCUCAACAAGCAAGGGCUGAAUUCUGAUUAUUAUUACUGGAUAGCUAAUGAUGUUCUUUUUGAGUGUAUUAUAAUAUAGUUUUGACAUAGUUUACACACCAGACAGAAAGUAAUGAAGGGAAUUGUUCAUUCUCUUAUCUUUUGUACUGUUACUGGGUAAAUUAUGUCUCAACACAUAAUAUGUUUUUUCUGCCAAAGUAGUACCACUACUAUUCUCUCUAUCUCUCCUCUGUGUAUCCCAAUAUAUCUUGUAUUUUUCUUAGUAUGCCUUUUGAGCCUAAUGGAAAUUUGUUGCUUGGGUUGCUCAUCAUCA
Molecule: messenger RNA, 1419 nt
Organism: Cannabis sativa
Lineage: Eukaryota; Viridiplantae; Streptophyta; Magnoliopsida; Rosales; Cannabaceae
Product: rac-like GTP-binding protein ARAC7
Exons: 8
Coding region: 396-1028 (210 amino acids)
Biological process (GO): actin filament organization; cortical cytoskeleton organization; small GTPase-mediated signal transduction
Cellular component (GO): plasma membrane; cell cortex; cell projection
Molecular function (GO): GTPase activity; protein kinase binding; GTP binding
Source: RefSeq, a predicted model, not a curated record